Messenger RNA from Benincasa hispida (wax gourd), 1175 nucleotides. RefSeq names its product WRC protein. The record is from RefSeq and is a predicted model, not a curated record. Lineage: Eukaryota; Viridiplantae; Streptophyta; Magnoliopsida; Cucurbitales; Cucurbitaceae.
AACACAAACACCCUUAGAUAAGAGUCAUAAGACCAAUACCAUACUCACUCCCACCCUUCUCCCUUUUUCCUCUCUUCUCCGAUUAUCCCUCACCACCGCCGAUAUGCGAAUCAGAAAACGCCAGCUCCCAUUACCCUUCUCUUCUCUUUCAGAUCCCCUCCUCCGCCACUCUCCGCCGGUGCAACUCCCUCCCUCCUCCGAUCCUCCAAAUCUACACCCCUUCCCCUCCGAUAAUGCCUCGGACAACAAUCAGAAGCUACACCAACAUGAUUCCAGGAAAACAACUGUGAUUGGUGCAGAAACAAUCAAUAAUGGGGUUCUUCCACUAUCCACUUCUUCUUCUUCUCAAGGUGGUGGGCGAUGGUGCGAGAGGGAGAAGGCAUUUCCAUUAAAGAAGAGAAGAGGGAGCUUUGAGAGGUCUAACAACGAUCAGGACGAUAAUGACGAAGAUGAUGACGAGGAGGACGAUCAAGUCGUCACCACCAGUACUGUGAAGUUAUUGCCGGAUGAGAAGAAGACGAUGAAGACAAAGAUGAACAAAAAAAGCACAUUGUCGUCACAGAAACAAACUAAACUAGGUCUGGAUCUCGUCGGAAAAAAGAGGUCAAGAGGUGGUGCGUUAAUGGAGGGAUCUCGGUGCAGUCGUGUCAAUGGACGAGGAUGGCGAUGCUGCCAACAAACUCUCGUUGGGUAUUCUCUCUGUGAGCAUCACUUGGGAAAAGGUCGUCUCCGCAGCAUGAAUAACGUUCGUAGCCGCUCUUUGGCCGCUGCCACCGCUACACCGAAGAACGUCGUCGUUGAUGUUGAAGACGAAAAGAAGCCAUCUCCAUCUCCAUUUCCAGCACCGCCAUCGUCGUCAUUGACAUUGGCAAGUAAGAAGAGAAUGAAACUGGGUGUGGUGAAAGCGAGGUCGAUAAGCAGCUUGCUUGGCCAACCAGACGGCAUGGUGGCGACACCGCCGCCGCCUCCUCCUCCGCCACCAAUGGUGCAUGAUGACAACAUUGACGACUAGAAAACUAUAUAUUACUACAUAAGUACCUCCUUGAUCUUCCAGUUAAUCUUCACUUUCUGUCUUGAUUUUAAAUUUUCCAAUUUAAUGGUUGAUGUGUUUCGAAAAUUUUCAAUUAUGUUGUUUUGUAUAAAGAAUGUUAAUAGGAAAAGUUGAUAUUAUCAUA